AUAGUUUCCCUUUUCUCUCUCCACAAAACAACAGGGCAGCAAAGCAAAAGCCAAAGCAGCAAAACAAAGCAAAAAACCAGCAAUGGCGUUGAGACUCCCCACUCAGCUAGCGACACGUGGCACAUUCCACCACCACCAUAACAACAACUCCAAAUCUACAAUGACCGCCGCACUGUCAUGGCGGCGGACGCUGUCGCCGGACACUCCGCUGAUCCAUUCUUCUACCUCUCUCACCACCAAGAAAUCGUACGUGCAACAAAUGGUGACGUGCAGUGCCAGUGGAAGUACUCAGGCGGUGAAUUUGGCUCCGGGGACUCCCGUCCGACCAACUAGCAUAUUAGUGGUUGGUUCCACCGGAACUCUUGGAAGACAAAUCGUGAGACGUGCACUCGAUGAAGGUUACGAUGUUAGGUGCCUUGUUCGGCCACGUCCCGCGCCUGCCGAUUUCCUCCGUGACUGGGGCGCCACCGUUGUCAACGCAGACCUUAGUAAACCAGAGACAAUACCUGCAACAUUGGUUGGUAUCCAUACGAUUAUCGAUUGUGCCACCGGCCGUCCAGAAGAGCCCAUCAAAACGGUAGAUUGGGAAGGAAAAGUUGCUCUUAUACAAUGUGCAAAAGCAAUGGGGAUUCAGAAAUAUGUUUUCUUUUCUAUUCAUAAUUGUGAUAAGCAUCCUGAAGUUCCACUAAUGGAGAUCAAAUAUUGUACCGAAAAGUUCCUUCAGGAUUCUGGCUUACCCCACAUCACGAUCCGGCUAUGCGGUUUCAUGCAAGGGCUUAUUGGCCAAUAUGCAGUACCUAUAUUGGAAGAGAAGUCCGUGUGGGGGACAGAUGCUCCGACAAGAAUCGCUUACAUGGACACACAGGAUAUUGCUAGGUUGACAUUUAUAGCUUUGCGGAACGAGAAGGUUAAUGGAAAGCUUCUCACGUUUGCCGGUCCUCGUGCUUGGACAACUCAAGAGGUGAUAGCAUUAUGCGAGAGACUUGCGGGGCAAGAUGCAAACGUUACCACAGUUCCAGUUACCGUCUUAAGAUUUACACGCCAGUUGACUCGGUUUUUCGAGUGGACAAAUGAUGUUGCUGAUAGAUUGGCAUUUUCAGAGGUUCUUACAAGCGAUACGGUUUUCUCUGCUCCGAUGACAGAGACUUACGAUCUUCUCGGUGUCGAUGCGAAAGAUAUAGUGUCACUGGAAAAGUAUCUUCAAGAUUACUUCACAAACAUUUUGAAGAAACUGAAAGACAUCAAAGCUCAAUCAAAACAAACCGACAUCAUAUUUUGAAAGCAAAAAAAAAAAAAACUACUUGUAAUUAUAGUGUAACUUGUGUUUACAAAAUUUAGACAGCCCUUUUCUUUUAAUCCCUAAGAGGUUCGAUUAUACCCAAAUUAAAAUGGUCAAUGGGCCAGAUCGGUUUUGAAUCCGAGUUAAUAGUUUUAAGUUCGACUUACUUUA
Gossypium raimondii (Peruvian cotton) is the source of this 1450-nucleotide messenger RNA. Its product is annotated as protein HIGH CHLOROPHYLL FLUORESCENCE PHENOTYPE 244, chloroplastic. The record is from RefSeq and is a predicted model, not a curated record. Bases 83 to 1279 code for a protein of 398 amino acids. Lineage: Eukaryota; Viridiplantae; Streptophyta; Magnoliopsida; Malvales; Malvaceae. The transcript is spliced from 8 exons.